UUCAAUCAUCGCCAGUCUUUCUUUUUGCUCUAACUCCAAUUUUUUUUAUUUCAAAAUCUUUAUUUAUCUUUUCUCUGUCCAAUUCUAGCUUUAACUUUUCCAAAUUUAACUUUUCUUUUUCAAUUUCUAUUCGUUGCUCAAAAAACUGUUCUCUUUUCUUUUGUAUAUCUUUAAGUUCACUAAGAAUAGUUUUUGGAGCACGUUUUUUCACUUUUUCGAGGAACGACGGAGUGGUAGGAAGAUCUGUUGCUACCUCUGCUCCUACUGUUGUCUGUUCUGCAUUGUCGUUAAGUGAACCCGAUGGUUCCGCAGAUGAUUGUGAUGAUUCGGCUGGAAUUUCCACUACCUCUACAAGGUCUGCAAAAUCGCUGCAGUAUUGUGACACUUCAGGGUUGUACGUCUCUACAACACAAUUGGCUUCGGAUUUACUCCCAAAUAGAACCGAAAACCGUUCAUAAUUCGGACACAUUUGUGAAAGUUUUGCUGAAAGAACGGAGAAUUAUUAACCCUUUCGGACCUGAAGUUGCUUGUGAGCAAUUUCAAAUGUUUAACGGCUGACUGUGAGCUUUUCAUUUGUUCUUAUUUGCUAAAAUGCAUCUGUAACGAAAGCUUUAUGUGUGUGCUUUAAGCUCAAUUAAAGAACAGCUGAUUUGUUGGCGAUCUGGUAAAGUUAUUUGCAUUUGAACUCAAGCGUGACGUGCAAAAAAAUUUUACGUAUUUGAUAAGAGCUGUUUUUACCUGCCGUUUUUUUUCAAAGCAAUAACAAAAAGUGAUCAUUUUUAAUUGCAGUGUUUUUUAACAAAGUAUAAAUAAAACACUAAAAAAAUUUAAAUUUAUAAUUUGUAAACAAACAUCAAACAUGAGACCUGAACAAAAAGGCUUAACAAAUGAUGAUGUAGAAAGAAUUUUAAACUUUGAUUGGGAUGCCUCUAGUGACGAAGAAAGUGGUGAUGAGUUGGAAGAUAUUUCUGCAGUGCUAGAGAAGAAUUUGGAAGGGAUCUUGGAAAGAGGAGAAAGCAUUGAGAUCGGCCUAAUUGAAAAUGUAGUUGCGGAAGAAUAUGAUGAACAAUCUUGUAGUGCUGUAAAUAUGUGCUUUGAAAAAAUUGAUGCGAAGUCUCUUAAAUGGAGAUCGAGGCCAUUUGAAGACCCAGAGACUGUUUGGAAAGAGGAUGAUAUCUUAAAGGUCGAUAUCGUUCUAGCACCAGUACAAUAUUUCGGUGAACUUUUUGAUACUGAAGCUUUUGAUUUGAUUGCCCAGCAAAGUGAUAUUUUUGCAUUGCAAGAGCUCGGCAUUGAGCUCAAAUGUACUAAGGCGGAAAUAAGACGGUAUAUUGGUGUUUUGUUAUACUUGGGUGUUUUCAAAAUCCCUCAGUUUAGAAUGGCAUGGGCCCAAAAUAUAAAGCUUACAGCAGUUGCAGACUCAAUGUCACGCGAUAGGUUUAUGAAAAUUAAGCAAUGCUUACAUUUCAGCGAUAAAAGCAAACAACCUAAAAAGGGAGACUCAAAUUAUGACAAGUUGUACAAGAUACGCGCAUUACUAAACAUCCUCAAGGAAAACUUUAAUAAGCUACCGCAGGAAGAGCAUCAAAGCGUUGAUGAACAGAUAAUUGCGUUCAAAGGUCGGUCUACUUUCAAACAAUAUAACCCGGCGAAGCCCCACAAAUGGGGUUUCAAAAUGUUCACCAGAGCUGGAACAUCUGGAAUGGUAUUUGAUUUUACAUUGUAUAUUGGUGAAGGUACCUGCCCGUCUUAUGGAUUGGGACUAUCUUCGGAUGUAGUCCUCUAUUUGGCGCAAAAUCUUCCAAAACCAAAAAAGUUUCACUUAACAUUAAAGCCGUAUUUACCUUUUAUUGAGGAAACAUCAUCGCCAACGUCUAUUCCAGCACCAGUCGAUUUGCGCCACUCCUCAGCUUUGUUAUAA
Molecule: messenger RNA, 1921 nt
Organism: Bactrocera dorsalis (oriental fruit fly)
Lineage: Eukaryota; Metazoa; Arthropoda; Insecta; Diptera; Tephritidae
Product: piggyBac transposable element-derived protein 2-like
Exons: 3
Coding region: 860-1921 (353 amino acids)
Source: RefSeq, a predicted model, not a curated record